GGCAACUGCCGGCCGUCACAAUCUUUCUCUGUCAGAAAAUUCGCCGCGGAGGCAGGGAGAGAAAACAGCCUCCGUUGUGAGGCGAGCCGCACCGAAAAGAAAUUCUGGACUUCUUUUCUACUUGGUAGUCGAGAAGAAGGGAAGUGCAUCAGGACGGUGCGAAAGGGAAAGAAAGGCUUUUUUUUUCAGCUCCCCCCGUCGCUGGCCUCCUUUGGUUUCGCCCAGGCUGCAGCCGAGCGUCCGGAUUAGGCGGCGAGUGCGCAGGCGCGGAGGCUGCCGGAGAGCGCGUGGGGUUCGGGGUUAGGUCCUUCUAGUGCCCUGAAGCAGGCAUCUGUGUCUGGAUCCACGAGCUGAACACCAUGGUGACGGAGAAGGAGGUCGAGCUGAUCGGCAGGAUCCUAGUGGACCCCAAACAGACCCUGACCGCUCGCUUCCGGGCACUCUUUACCCUACGCAAUCUCGGGGGGCCAGAAGCCAUUGAAUGGAUCAGCCAGGCCUUCGCAGACGACUCUGCUCUCCUCAAACAUGAACUGGCUUACUGCCUGGGGCAGAUGCAGGAUGAACGAGCUACUCCUGUCCUUGUUGAUGUGCUGCAAGAUACCCGCCAGGAACCCAUGGUCCGGCACGAAGCAGGUGAAGCUUUGGGAGCAAUUGGGAAUCCAAAAGUGUUGGAUCUCUUGAAGCGCUACUCGAACGACCCAGUCAUUGAGGUUGCGGAGACAUGUCAGCUUGCCGUGAAGAGGCUGGAAUGGCUUCAGGAGAACAAGACCAAGUCGCCUGGGGACAGCCCCUACUCCUCCGUAGACCCCGCGCCACCCGCGGAGGAGCAGGAUGUGGGGAAGUUGAAGGAAGUCCUCCUGGAUGACUCCCAGCCCCUCUUCGAGCGGUACCGGGCGAUGUUUGCCCUGCGAAACCUUGGGGGAGAAGCCGCUGUCCUGGCCCUGGCUGAUGGCCUCCGGUGUGGCAGCGCCCUCUUCCGCCACGAGAUCGCCUACGUCUUGGGCCAGAUGCAGCACGAGGCCUGCGUCCCGCAGCUGACGGCGUCCUUGGCGAGCGUGGCUGAGAGCCCCAUGGUGCGCCACGAGUGCGCCGAGGCCCUGGGCGCCAUCGCCAAGGCCUCCUGCCUGUCCACCCUGAAGACCUACGCCCAGGACAAAGAGCAGGUGGUCCGCGAGAGCUGCGUCGUGGCGCUGGACAUGUAUGAUUACGAGAACAGCUCCGAGUUCCAGUACGCCGACGGACUGAGCAAACUAAAAAGCUUGAACUGAAGGGGGGGGUCAGGGGCACCUGUCCUUGUCUGGGGGGCAUUUGCCCUGUGCCCUGUUGUUCUUCCUAGGUUGCCAUCCCCUGCAGCUUGGCUCUCUGUAGCACGGGAAGUGAAGUGGGGGAAGUUCCAGUUGCCCAGCUCGCUGAGUCCUUUCCUAUCUUGGUGGAGGGAGCUGUUACUUCUAAACUUCGUGGAUUUUCUGUUCUGUGGGUGAUUAAUAUAAUUUUUAAAAAUCAGUAGAAUGGCUUCCCCUUGGAAUUAUUUGGAAACUGGCUUCAGGGACCCUCCUCGUGCCAACCCUGGCACGCCCCAGCAGCUGAGGCAUUUCUCCAUCUUGCUGCAGGCAGGGAGUUCCUUGCCUUCCCAUUUUUGAGUGAAUGUGGCCCAGCUUUGAAAUCCAUCAAGCCAGAUCGCUUUGUCACCCUGUUAUUCCCAUGUUUUUACACUGCAUAGCCAUCACUUUUAAAAAAGCAGUUUGACUUCUCAUUUUUUUCUAGAACAAUAGGGACUAGAAGCUUACCAUGUUUAUCCCUUUGAGUCUGAGAAGAAACAGAGUCAGGCAACUAAGGUGGGAUGUAUUUCAGGGCUGCGCGCAGCUCUGCUUUGGGUGCCAAAAAUGCUAAUCAUGUGGCACUUUUUACCACAUUACCACCUCAGCCUAAGCUUGAUUUGCUUCCUAGCUGGCAGGGAUGCUACUCGGCUUUAGUUGAGCUCCAAAGGGUCUAAAUUGUGGAAGUGGGACCCCUGCAAGGGAACCGCAGAAGCUGCGAUGGGGAAAUAACGCGCUGGUCUUUCAUCAGAACACUUCUCCCGAGAACAGGGAAGCCAGCAGCUGUUGGAAACACAACCUGCACGUCAGAAGCUUGUCCCUUCUGUUAGGAGGACAUUCUGGGUGUUUUCCUAGUGGGGAGGGUGUAUAGCAGCUCUGGAAGUGGUGGGGUCUUUUCAUUGGCAAACUGGGUGUUUGUGGGCGCUUUUAAAGCUCUUUCAGGUGGGAGUAUAAGUUGCUGCAAAGCUCAGCCGGACCCCAUCCUGCGGCUCUUUUGCAAGAAGGUGGUAGCAAAACCCCAAUUUCUGUUUACAACUGCAGAGCAAGGUACUGGGAAAUAAAUCAUGGCUAUCA
This is a messenger RNA of Varanus komodoensis (Komodo dragon), 2390 nucleotides long. RefSeq names its product deoxyhypusine hydroxylase (gene DOHH). Bases 360 to 1268 code for a protein of 302 amino acids. The record is from RefSeq and is a predicted model, not a curated record. Gene Ontology annotation, molecular function: deoxyhypusine monooxygenase activity. Lineage: Eukaryota; Metazoa; Chordata; Lepidosauria; Squamata; Varanidae. Gene Ontology annotation, biological process: peptidyl-hypusine biosynthetic process. The transcript has 5 exons.